Triticum dicoccoides is the source of this 666-nucleotide messenger RNA. RefSeq names its product transcription factor HEC2-like. Gene Ontology annotation, molecular function: protein dimerization activity; DNA-binding transcription factor activity. The record is from RefSeq and is a predicted model, not a curated record. Gene Ontology annotation, biological process: regulation of DNA-templated transcription. The transcript has a single exon. NCBI's taxonomy places the organism in Eukaryota, Viridiplantae, Streptophyta, Magnoliopsida, Poales, Poaceae. The coding region runs from base 52 to 609 and encodes 185 amino acids.
GGAGUACAUAGCUUACACCCUAGCAGAAGCUGCCGAGGUCCAUCUUUCUGCAUGGACUUGGACACGGCAAUGGACAUGACGAACCAAGAACAGCUCAUGCACACCAUCUCCCAACUCGACAGCGCCCUCACAUACCUUGCUUCUCCAUCCACAUCGCCAUCGCACCAGCCACCGGUCCUAGCCCCGCCGUAUCCAUCGUGUGCCACCGGUGCGGUUACUCCUAAUUCGGUCACGAUGCCGGUGUUGGUGCCGCCGCCAGCCGCGGCCUACCCGGAGCACACGGCGACGCGGCGGCUUGUCGUCGGCGUCCACCCGGCCGCGGACGUGGAGAGGCCCAGGCGCCGCAACGGGCGCGUCUCGAGCGAGCCGCAGAGCGUGGCGGCGAGGCUGCGGCGGGAGCGCGUGAGCCAGCGGAUGCGCGCGCUGCAGCGGCUGGUGCCCGGCGGCGCGAGGCUGGACACGGCGUCCAUGCUGGAGGAGGCCGUCCGCUACGUCAGGUUCCUCAAGAGCCACGUCCAGGCGCUCGAGCAGGCCGCGGCCGCGUUACAUGGCCGCCGCGAGGACGUCGCCGGCGGCGAAUUCUACCAUCACUGCCCGCACUAUGCUUAAACGGGAGAUGUUACAUGCAUUGUGAACGAUGUAUAUGGUGCAAGGAAUUUGAGCGUC